CCUGCAAGUCAUAGACACAUUAAUGCAACAACUAGCAAAUGAGCAUCCUCGGCUCACAACUGCAUUAGAUGUUAAACCAGGGGUUGUCAAAUUGAAAGAUCGAUCGAUUACCGUUGUUUAAUUUUAAUUAUCGUAACUAUUGAUUUCACUGUCAUCGUCUCUGGUGGUCUGGAAGAGCCUAGGGAGUCAAAAUGAAAGAAGACUUGGAAACACCCAAAGCAACUGAUAAUGAUAUCAUCGAAGGUGGAUACGAGAACCCUGCUUUCCAUGAGGAUGAAAAAUCUGAGGAAGAUUCCAAGUCAAAGAAAAAGGAUAAGAAAAAGAAGACAUCUGAAAAGAAGGGAGAGUCCACUAAAAUGGUUGGAGUUUUUGAGCUGUUCCGCUUUGCUACUGGCUUGGAAAUAAUAAUGAUGAUAGUGGGUUUAAUAUGUGCAGCAGGACAUGGAGUUGCACUGCCAAUUAUGUUGAUUGUGUUUGGUCAGAUGACUGACAGCUUUGUCAACAGUGGCUUAAAACAAAACACAUCUGCUACACAGAUGAAUACCAGUUCCAAAUGUGCCGCUGCAUCGGGGGUUGACAUUGAAUCUGAAAUGACAAAAUAUGCUUACUACUAUAUUGGUAUUGGGGCGGCUGUACUGGUACUUGCAACAAUGCAGGUGGCAAUGUUCCUUUUGAGUGCUACAAGACAGACAAAAAGGAUACGUGAAAAAUUAUUUCAUGCAAUACUUCAUCAGCACAUGGGCUGGUUUGAUACUCAUCAGAUUGGAACACUAAACCAAAGAUUAACAGAUGAUAUUAACACAAUCAAUGAAGGACUUGGAGAUCGAAUCUGUAUAUUUGUGCAGUUCUUUUGCACAUUUGUUGCAGGUUUUAUAAUUGGAUUUAUAUACGGAUGGAAACUUACAUUGGUAAUUUUGUCGGUCAGCCCCCUGUUAGCAGCAUCAGCAGCUGUCUUGUCAAAGAUUCUGGCCUCCUUAACUAGUAAAGAACUGUCUGCGUAUGCAAAGGCUGGAGCAGUUGCAGAAGAGAUUCUGGUGUCUAUAAGGACUGUGGUUGCUUUUAAUGGACAGAAAAAAGCUGUGGAAAAAUAUGAAACCAACCUACAAGCAGCUAAAGAGCUUGGUGUGAAAAAGGUUAUCACUACAAAUAUAUCUCUGGGACUCAGCCAGUUUAUUAUAUUUGGGUCCUAUGCUCUGGCUUUUUGGUAUGGAACAAAGCUAGUUGUUGAUGACCCACAAAACUACACAAUUGGAAACAUGCUGACUGUUUUUUUCUCCGUGCUGAUCGGUGCAUUCGCAUUGGGCCAAGGAGCACCAAAUUUGGAAAAUGUUGCAAAUGCUCGUGGAGCUGCCUAUGAAGUCUACAAAAUUAUUGAUUUGCCUCGACCAAUUGACAGCAGUUCCAAGCAAGGGUACAGACCUGAUCACUUGAAAGGUGACAUUGAAUUCAAGAAUAUACACUUCAGUUAUCCUUCUCGGCCUGAUGCAAACGUUCUCCAAGGACUGAGUCUAAAAAUUGAAAGUGGAAAGACAAUUGCACUGGUUGGAGCCAGUGGUUGUGGUAAAAGCACGACAAUUCAGCUUCUUCAGCGGUUCUAUGAUCCAGCCGCAGGAGAGAUUACUUUGGAUGGGCAAGACAUUCGCUCUCUAGAUGUCAAGUGGCUGAGAGAAAAUAUCGGGGUGGUUAGCCAGGAGCCUGUCCUGUUUGCCACCACAAUUGCUGAAAACAUUCGCUAUGGCAGAGAUGAUGCUAGCGAUGCAGACAUAGAGCAAGCAGCAAAAGAGGCCAACGCUUAUGACUAUAUAUCAAAACUUCCUGACCGCUUUAACACAAUGGUUGGUGAAAGAGGAGCUCAGUUGAGUGGAGGACAGAAGCAGAGAAUUGCUAUUGCUCGUGCCAUUGUUAAGAAUCCCAAAAUCCUUCUCCUGGAUGAAGCCACUUCAGCUCUGGAUACUCAAAGCGAAUCCAUUGUGCAGGAGGCCCUAGAUAAGGCAAGAGCUGGCCGUACUACUAUUAUAAUUGCCCAUCGCUUAUCAACGAUCAAGACAGCUGAUGUUAUUGCCGGUUUUGAUAAUGGAACUGUGGUUGAACAAGGAACCCACAAUGAGCUCAUGUUAAAGAAAGGAGUGUACUACUCUCUUGUAAUGCAGCAGAGUACCAGUAAAAAUACAGAGGAAAGUGAGGAAACAGAAACUGACGAAGAAGCAGAAUUGUUGGAAACCGAACAGUCUGAAGACACCAGCUUGAAAAGAAUGGGAACCCUCAGGAGAAGAUCAACCAGAAGAAAAAUUAAAUCAAGAAACUCCAUAAAGAGAGCAAAUGAAGCCAAAAGAAAUGAGGAAGAUGAUGUUCUUCCAGAUGUUCCUUUUACUAAAAUUCUGGCACUGAAUAAACCAGAAUGGCCAUACUUGUUAGCUGGACUGAUUGCUGCUAUUAUUGGAGGAGGUGUUUAUCCCGCUUUUUCAAUUGUAUUCGCAAAAAUUAUUGGGGUUUUUGCAGAGCCUGACCCUGAUAUAAAAAGGGAAAAAACUAUAAUGUUUUCCCUUAUAUUUCUUCUUCUUGGAGGAAUUGCCUUUUUAACCAACUUUUUCCAGGGAUUCAUGCUUGGAACAUCUGGUGAAAUUCUAACAAUGAGGCUACGUUACCAAUCUUUUAAAGCUAUGUUGAGACAGGAGAUUGGCUGGUUUGAUGAUAAUAAAAAUGCCACAGGUGUAUUAACAACAAGACUUGCAACGGAUGCUUCACUUGUUAAAGGAGCUGCUGGAACAAGACUGGGUUUGUUUGCCAAUGCAGUUUGCACUCUAGGAGUGUCUAUAAUUGUUGCCUUUGUUUAUGGCUGGCAAUUAUGUUUGCUCAUCCUAGCUUGUCUCCCAUUCCUUGCUGGAGCAAAUUUCAUUCGAAUGAAAUCGAUAGCAGGACAUGCCUCCAAAGACCAGAGUGCACUGGAAUUAUCUGGAAAGAUUUCCACAGAAACUGUUGAAAAUAUUAGAACAGUUGUUGCUUUAACACGAGAGGAUGUUUUCUUAGGAAUGUAUAAGGAAAGUUUGGAAGGGCCUUACAGAGUAUCGCUGUCAAAAGCACCCCUUUAUGGACUGACCUAUUCUUUUGCUCAGGCAAUUUCCUUCUUUGUGAAUGCAGCUAUUUUUAGGUUUGGAGCAUGGUUGAUUGCACACUGUCUCACAGAAUAUGAAAAUGUAUUUGUGGUAUUUUCUUCAAUAGUAUUUGCUGCAAUGAAUAUUGGACAGACCUCAUCUUUUGCACCAGACUAUGCCAAAGCAAAAAUGUCUGCCCAAAGAAUAUUCAUGCUGCUUGUCGAUAAGCCAACAAUUGAUAUCUACAGUGAAGAAGGAGAAAUGCCAAGUGACUUUGAAGGCAAUAUUGAAUUCCGCAAUAUACGUUUUGCAUACCCUACCAGACAGACUGCUCAGGUCCUACAAGGACUCAAUGUGACGGCUGGCAAAGGACAGACUCUUGCGUUGGUGGGAGGAAGUGGGUGUGGAAAGAGCACUUUGGUGCAGUUGCUGGAGAGAUUCUAUGACCCAGCUACUGGACAAGUGCUUGCAGAUGGGAAAGAUACAAAGAGCUUGAACCUUGCCUGGCUGCGGUCUCAAAUGGGAUUGGUGUCUCAGGAACCCAUUCUCUUUGACUGCAGUAUUGCUGAAAACAUUCAGUAUGGAGACAACAGUAGAGUGGUGACCCAAGAAGAAAUUGAAGCAGCAGCUAAAAGUGCAAACAUCCACGACUUCAUUCAGAAUUUACCUGAGAAAUACAGCACAAAUGUUGGGGAUAAAGGGGCACAGCUUUCCGGAGGACAGAAACAGAGAAUUGCCAUUGCGCGUGCUCUGAUCCGUAAACCGAAGGUGCUCCUUUUGGAUGAGGCUACUUCAGCCCUCGAUACAGAAAGUGAAAAGAUUGUACAGCAAGCCUUGGAUGAAGCCCGACAAGGCCGCACUUGCAUUGUCAUUGCCCAUCGAUUAUCUACCAUUAGAAAUGCAGAUAAAAUUGCUGUCAUUCAGGAUGGACAAAUUGUAGAGCAAGGAACUCACAGUCAGCUGAUUGCAAAAGAAGGUGCUUAUUAUGCCCUUGUUAAUGCUCAGGUUUCUCAUUAACUUAACAUGUUAACUUGGUUAAUUUGAACAUUAUACAGUAAAUGUAUACUACAUAUAUUUUUGUAUAUAUUUUAAUAAAAGUGGUAAUAAAACAAAUGUGACCCAGGACAGCGAAAUCAGUCACUUGGUCAAAAAUUUCAAAAAACGGUUUAUUGUGGCAAUGGAUUAGACAUAUAAUAAGUUUUAAAAUAAUACCACACUUAUUGAUACAUCUCAAAUGGGGCCCGAGAUAUGACAUUUUGAAAUCAAUGUCAGAAGACGCCAUUUUGAGAAAAUUAAGUUGAAACAUGGGACACCUACUUUCCAGCUAUUUCCUUAGCAACCAUUAUGUUAGAAUUCUGACACAUACACCAAAUGUUCACCAAUAACUCCUCAUACCUUUCUGCAAAAUAUGACAAAUUAUAUGAUA
This is a messenger RNA of Polyodon spathula (Mississippi paddlefish), 4518 nucleotides long. It is a transcript of the gene abcb5, whose product is annotated as ATP-binding cassette, sub-family B (MDR/TAP), member 5. Lineage: Eukaryota; Metazoa; Chordata; Actinopteri; Acipenseriformes; Polyodontidae. The coding region runs from base 192 to 4109 and encodes 1305 amino acids. Gene Ontology annotation, biological process: transmembrane transport. The record is from RefSeq and is a predicted model, not a curated record. The transcript is spliced from 29 exons. Gene Ontology annotation, cellular component: membrane. Gene Ontology annotation, molecular function: ATP hydrolysis activity; ATP binding; ABC-type transporter activity.